Molecule: messenger RNA, 7254 nt
Organism: Onychostoma macrolepis
Lineage: Eukaryota; Metazoa; Chordata; Actinopteri; Cypriniformes; Cyprinidae
Gene: urgcp
Product: interferon-induced very large GTPase 1
Exons: 6
Coding region: 560-6517 (1985 amino acids)
Molecular function (GO): GTP binding
Source: RefSeq, a predicted model, not a curated record
ACCCAUAAACUAAACCGGAGCUAAACAGUUCAUCAGCUCUCUCAGCUACAAAACAAAACAAAACAAAAAAAAAGUCUGACAAUGGAAGGAAGCCACGCCCUAUUUUGGAGCUCCCAGCCCGUUUUGGAGAUCUCCAGGCUACAGUUAUACCCUUCUCAACAAGGCGACACUCCUAUUAUUUAAACUUUGACUUAUGUAGUCUUUUAAAAUUAAAGACUUUUGUCUUUUUGUUUUUGAACUGGCAAUAUAAUUUUUCUAUUGGUCUACUUUUGGAGAUUUUUUUUAAUUUGUAUAACGUUACAGCUAUUUUUCAUAUGGACAAAUCUAUUAAUAAGGGAGUCGUGGUGCAGUACUGAGUUUCGUUUUAUCAGAAAUCAUGUGACUUAUCUGAACAAGAAGCCUGCAUCCUCUGUGGCUCACAUUUUCAUUUAGUUGCUGUGUGAUAUCUGAGCUCGUCUGAGAUUCUCUUGUCUCUUGUCUAGAGUUGUUUCAGUAUUUUGAAUCCUUUUGACUUUCAAGCUUGGAUGGAGUCCAGUCGCUGAUCAACAGUCAUAUAAUUAUGGAUCAAGGUACAGAUGAUGAUGUCAUGGACACCUCUCCAGAAUCAUAUGGAGAUUCAGAUGAUGUCAUGGAUACUUCUCCAGUGUCAUACAGAAAUCCAAAUGAUGUCAAUCUUCCAGUUACACAUCAAUAUACAGAUGACAUCAUAUACAAAACUCAUGAAACAGAUCAAGAAGCAGACGAUGUCUUGGCUCCUCCUCCAGAGACACAUCAAAACCCAGAUAACAUGAUGGACAGUCCUCCACUGACAAAUUCUGAAAAAUAUAAAGAAAACCUUAACGAAGACAAUUUUGACCCAUUUGUGACAGAUUUAACCGCCAAAACAGAAUUUCAGAUGCAACCAACUUCAGCUCCUGCCACAUCACAUGAUCAAGACCAUGGUGUAAAGACUCAUGGAAGCUCAAAUAAAGCACAUGGAGAGUACAAGGAUAAUGUGAAACCAGCAGAAGAAGGGAGUAACCUGAAACCUGAUGAUCACAGUGAUCCCGAUUUGACCAUUGCAGUGUUUGGAAGCUCUGAUGCCGUCCAGUUUGGAUGUGACAACAUUCUACUCGGAGAGAAACAACUCUGUCAUAAAAAUGCAGAAUUCUCAAUGAUCGUUCAAGAGAGGAGGAUAUCAGAACUUUGUGUCUCAGUGAUCAACAUGAUCGGCUCACAUGAGACUGAUUUCAAACCUCUCGAUCGUGUUAUUGGUCAAGUAGUGAAUGAAAAUGAAAUCCACGCCUUCAUCUUUGUUGUGCGACUGGGCCAGUUAACAGAUGCUGAUAUUGAAUGGCUACAGAGAAUAUUCUCUGAUCGAGUUCUUUCAUUUGUGAUUAUUGUCUUCACCUAUGAGAGAGUGGAAGAGUGUGAUACUAUAAUAGAUGACCUGAAGAACAACUCUGUUCUGGAGCAGCUGCUGGAGAAAUGUGGAGGAAGAUAUCACACCUGCAGCAAUAUCAUGAACAGCCAAUCAGAGAUGAGAGAACUGAUGGACAGAAUCAAGCGUCUGUUCACAGACAAUAAUCAGCAGUGCUACACCAGAGAGAUGUACACAACUUUAAGAGACCUGCAAGACAGCGAAUAUCAAAGUGGUAACACAGCUUGUGCAGAAACAGUAAGCAUCGGUGACACUAAUGCACAGACUUUGGGGAGCCUGGUCCAAACUGAUAAAGCAGAAAAAGAAAAGCUAGGUGCAGAGCAAAUCAUUGACAGGCUUCAUCUCAAAGGCAAACUGAGAACAGUAGAUUUCCUUAAGCCAAUUGUACAAUCCCAGUCCCAAGAGUCUUGUGCAGAAGAGGAGUUGGCUUCAGUUUUUCUACAGAAAUUGAUGAUGAUGGACUACAGAGCAAGAUACCUUAAGAUUAUAGAGAAUAAAGAACAUCACUCACAACAAAAGAACAAUGAUUCAUCUGAAGAUGAUGGCGAUGCCUUUGAUAGUAUUUUUAGAGAAACUGCUAAACCCUCUGAUGAAACAUAUGCAGUCCAUAUGAUGGAUGUUCAGAUGGCUGUGUUUCAUUGUGCUGAUAGCUUCCUAAAGCAGCUCAUGGUGACUAAACUCUCACAAUGUCAGUAUGCACUGCCUUUGCUUGUACCUAAUCCAUCCACACAACAGAUUGAGUUCCCACUCUGGACAUUUAGACAAAUCAACAAGAGCUGGAAGACAACUGAUGAUACAGGUCAAAUCUGUAGCAAAUUCCUGCCAGUCUACAAGGCAGAAACCCCAAUGGUGGCUUUCUUCAGGUUUGGCCAAGUGUCCUCAUCCAAGUCUCAACUAAUGAACAGCCUGAUCAACGAGAAACACAACACAUUCUUCCACAGGAACUGCCCAGGCAGCAGCAGAACCAGAGUAUUGAUGGAUGGAGUGGUGGAGAUCGCCUGGUACUGUCCAUCUGGAGGGAAAACAGACAGAUUUACUCAUUGUGUUGCGUUCUGUAACCUCCAUGGUGAUGCAGGAGCCCAUGACACGCAGCUGGAUAUCCUGACUGAAAUGGCCUCUGUAAAUGUUGCUAUUCUACCACAACUUAACAAGAAGGACAAAAGCAUGACCAAGAUCCAAACCUUCUACAAGGACUCUAAGCCACUCAUCUGCCUUCUUACUGAUAGUGAUUCAUUUCUCACAGAAAUGCGGGAAGGGAAAUACAAAAUUGGUUUGAAAGGCAGAAAUCAGUCAGUUGUAUUUGAAGAAAUCAGAAGAGCUAUAAAUAAUGGGCUCUUGUCUACUGAAUCUUGUUCCUUCUUUAAGCUUGAAGAUGUGUCCAAAGACAACGAUAUCAGAGUGGAUGAGGUCGAAGAUGAUGACUGCAGGAAAGGAAAAGAGGCAGCACAGCAGAUGAUGAGUUUACUGGAGGAUAAAGAUAUGACUGAAAUCAAAGAAUCAUUCCUGCCAUGUCAGGGAAACCUGUGGCAUCAGUGGUGCCAGAAGAAUAAAGAACUUCAUCGACCAACGUUAGGAGAACUACAUAAGGGAAGCAACAUAGAAAAGAACAAAAGUUCUAAAAAAUCAGAAAUGCUGAAAAUCCGUGAACAGCAGCAAACAUCUGACCUGAGUCAAUUUAUCAAAAUCUUCAUCCAAAAGCUGAAUUCACCAGUAGGAAACGAGGUUGCAUAUUUUCUGAAAUGGCUGGGCAUCCUGCUAGACAAUUACACUACUGAAAGUCUUUCAGCCCUUCUUCAUGAGUAUGAUGAAAAAUGGUCAACAGUCCUAAAUCUUAAAAAGAAACAAGAUAAAUCGAAGCAAAUGUCUGCACAAGUCGAACUUGAGAGAGUAUCUGCGAAACUGCAAGCUGCAACCUUUGGCUUGGAGCACAUACUGAGAGAGAUCGGUCAGAUAUAUGAAUCAUGUUCAUCCGUGAAGAAAAACAAAAAAGACCUCAAGUUUAACUUCUCCUCUCUUCCAAGUCUUGCGGCAGAGAUGAUGAUCUCUGGAUUUCCACUGGAGCUGAUGGAUGGAGAUGCUGCCCAUGUUCCUCUGAUCUGGGUUACUGCUGUUCUUGAUGCACUCAUCCAGAAACUGGGAGACAAGAGAGUCUAUGUGUUGUCAGUUUUAGGGAUUCAGAGCUCUGGGAAAUCCACCAUGCUGAACGCCAUGUUUGGGCUGCAGUUUGCCGUCAGUGCUGGCAGGUGCACCAGAGGAGCUUUCAUGCAGCUGGUCAGAGUGUCGAAGGAGAUGAAAGCACAGCUGAAGUUUGACUACAUUCUAGUUGUUGAUACUGAAGGACUUCGUGCUCUAGAACUGGUCGGACGAUCAACAAGAAAUCACGACAAUGAAAUGGCCACAUUUGUUGUUGGUCUUGGAAACAUGACAUUGAUCAACAUCUUUGGAGAAAACACAGCUGAGAUGCAGGACAUUCUUCAGAUUGUUGUUCAGGCCUUUAUGAGGAUGAAGAAGAUCAGACUGAAUCCAAGCUGCAUGUUUGUGCAUCAGAAUGUUUCAGAUGUUACAGCUGGAGAGAAAAACAUGGAGGGAAGGAGACGACUGCAGGAGAAACUGGAUGAGAUGACGAAACUCGCUGCUAAAGAGGAAGACUGUGAUAAAGAGUUUUUUAGUGACAUCAUUGCAUUUGACAUUCAGAAGGAUGUGAAGUAUUUUGCUCAGCUCUGGGAAGGCAGCCCACCAAUGGCACCACCAAACCCUGACUACAGCAGAAAUAUUCAGGAGCUGAAGGACACCAUUCUCUCAAAAGCUAAAAAAUCUAACGGUAUUACGCUGUCUCAGUUCAGAAUGCGUAUUAAUGAUCUGUGGAAUGCACUUCUGAAUGAAAACUUUGUGUUCAGCUUCAAAAAUACACUUGAGAUUGCAGUAUAUAGACAACUGGAAACUAAGUACAGCGACUGGACGUUUAGCCUCAGAAGCGCCAUGAUGACCAUUGAAGACAAAUUCUACAACAGAAUUGCUAAUGGAAACAUUAAGGUUCAGGAAAAAGACUUGUUGGCUGAAAUGAGAAAGACAAAAGAGCAGGUAGAAAAAUCAAUGAUGUCUUGCUUUGAGGAGGACAAAGACAAAGACAUUCUUUGUCAAUGGCGAGGAAGAUUUGAAAUCAGAAUCAAAGAUCUUCACGAUGACCUUGUGAAGGGAACAAAAAGAAAGCUGGAUGAAGCAAUUGAACAGAAAAAAGCCAGAGAGAAGCUGGAUCAAAGAAGGACAGAGUAUGAAAGCAAGCUUUUCAGUCGGAGCAAGGAACUAGCUUUGAGCCUGAGAAAUACAGGAACAGAUGAACAUAUGCUUAAGGAGGAGUUUGACACAAUGUGGAGUAAAUGGGUCACUGAAAUGACCGAAGGCUUACCUCCACUGACAGACAUUAACGUUUGGGAGGAUGUGACACGGAUAUUACAUGAAAACCAUGAACAGUCUCUUGUAGAUGAGUGCUUAAAACAAAAAGUCUAUGAAGUGAUAGACCGCCGGAGUGAUUAUUGUGGCUACAUAAUACUAAAGAAGCGUCUGGAGCGUUCUGAUGAAGCGGCAUCUUCAGCGGAAGCUACCGAGAUCUCUAAGAAAAACAAGAGUGGGAUAUUCAGUCAGUUCGGUCAAAAAAUUAUGUCAGGCAUAAGCUUUUUUAGAGGGACUCAAAAGCCACCAGAGAACAUGGACCUAAAUGCUGAACUUUAUUACUCAAUAAGGGAUCUGACUCAUAAAAUUAUUCAGGAAAGUAAAAUGAUAAUGAAGAAGUCACCAGUUGGAACACGAGGUUACAAUGACAGUUUUGUUCAGGAAAUAACAGAUUAUGUUAAAAAAUCAGUACAGAGACAUCAAUCCGUGAGCCAAAAAUACACAUUGAAAAAGGAGUUUACUGUAGAUCUGAGUCUCUACGUGUGUGAGAUUGCAAGACAGACUUUUACUGAACUCCACAAAGAAUUCAGAGAAACAAAUGACCUGAGACUGUAUCUUAAUAAGCAGAAAACUGAAUAUUGGAACAUAUUCAAGAAAUACUACAAAGGAGCAACAACAACAACCAUACUGAGUGAAUUCAUCUGCAGCAAACUUGAACAAUCUAUUCUACAAGCAGUUUACAACGAAACUGCUAUUGGUUUGGCAGCACAGAUGAGGUCUGACAUACAAGCAUUACGUGAGAACAGACCAAAACUGGAGAAACACAUUCUGAGAUCUCUUGCAGAAAAUGAGGACUUUGAGCAGUACAUAGAAUACAUUAUUAAUCCCAGAGAACACUUCCAACAAUUCAUAAAGAACGAAGUGGACAGAUACUUCACCAAACAAAACAAACAGAUCCAAAACAUUUUCAAAGGUAAUCUGAAACAAAAAGGGCAGAUUGUAAGUAAUGCAGUGAAAGCAGCUACAGUGGAGGCCAAGAGUCAGAAUGGAGACGGCAGCAUGUGGUUCAGAUGCUUCACCACAACCCUGAGAGAUGAGCUGCAACUCACAGGAAACUCGUGUGUGGAUCUCAGUGAAAUUGAAGACAUGGAUUUUCUUGAGAACGUUUUGAGUAAAAGUCUAGAGAAGAGGAUGGAAAAUCUACAGAAUUGUUCCAUAAAAAUGGAAAAUUGCAGAAAGGGACCAGAUGAGAUUUUGAUUGAGCACUUCUGUCAGUGUUGCUGGGUUCAGUGUCCUUUCUGUAAAGCCAUCUGCACCAACACAGUGGAAGGCCAUCCUGGAGAUCACUGCGUUCCUUUCCACCGCAAUAUUGGACUGAAUGGAUGGUUUUACAGAGGAACAACAAACCUGUCUAUUGCCAUUUGCACAACAGCAGUAGCGAGUGAUCGAUCCUUUUACCCAAAUUCCUCAGAUGAUACAGUCCCCUGGAAAGAAUACAGAAAAGGAGGUUGUAAAUAUGCUAACUGGAGCAUCACCCCUGACAACUCUGAUCUGCCGUACUGGAAGUGGUUUGUGUGCAGAUUCCAGAAAGAUCUGGAAAUGUACUACAGUAAGACAUUCCAAGGAUAUGGUGAGAUUCCAGAUGAAUGGAAAAAGUACACAAUAAAGGAAGUUCUGGAGAGUUUGGAUAAGUACUUGGGACAGUAAACAAAUGGCACGCUAUCAGUCCCUGAUUAAAGAUGAUAUUUGUGCAUCCUGAUAUUCAGAUUUUUUUUUUUUCUGACAACAUUUAUAUGCUGUUAUGUUUUGUUAUAAACACUGCUGGGCUUUUCAUUUAGAUGCACUGUAGAUGCGUUGAUCAGUACUGUCAAAUUAUAGACAGACAAAUGUGACUGUUAAAACCAGUGGGAAAUGUUUAAUAAUUUACUCAGUCAAAAUGUAUACUCAGUUUAUAAAAAAUAAAUCGAGAACAGGUGUUUAUUUUAUUUUUGUUACUUCUUAGAUUUUCUGUGACUUAUGAGAUAUUUUGAGUCAUUCUAGGAAAUUGUUAGAUGUGAUGAUGCAGUGUAAUGCUCUGGCUCUGACUGAAAUUCAAUAGACAAAUUAGACUGUGAUGUACAAUCUUCAUUGUUGUUGUUUUAUUUCAUAUUGGACUUAAUUUUACAGACAGUUGUGUUGUUAGUAUCAUCUCUGGAUGAAAACCAAAGGUCAACAGGUAUAAAAACAAAAUGAAAAAAAAAGCCAACCACAUUAUUUCGCUUACCAGAGAUGAAAAUGCACCAUGAUUUCCUAACUGUUAACUGCUUUAAUCUUUACAAAGCUCUUAUAGUACCUACAUAGUAAAAUAUUUUUAUUUGUACUCAUAGUUACCACAGACCAAUUCUACUGUACCUUUUAAUAAAUUGUGUGAUGAUGUAAAUUCUGAAUAAAGCUCAGUGAAUGAA